Molecule: messenger RNA, 1478 nt
Organism: Fusarium odoratissimum NRRL 54006
Lineage: Eukaryota; Fungi; Ascomycota; Sordariomycetes; Hypocreales; Nectriaceae
Exons: 4
Coding region: 91-1224 (377 amino acids)
Molecular function (GO): NAD+ binding
Source: RefSeq, a predicted model, not a curated record
AUGCGUGUAACCUCAGGCUAAAUUCAUAAGCACUACAUUCUCUGACCGAUAUUCGACUCCAAUCGUGAGGAUUGAUUCGCGUUUGCGAAAAUGGCUUCUUCCGCGCCGAAAGUCGCGCCACCUGAACGUCGGGAUCCUCUAGACGUUAUUGACAAACAGGCAGAUGAGAUCGUGGCACUUAUCAAAAAGAGCAAGCACUUCAUUAUUUUCACGGGUGCAGGCGUCUCGACUUCAGCCGGCAUUCCCGACUUUCGUGGACCAGAAGGUGCUUGGACACUGAGAGCUCAAGGGCGAGCUCGUACCGGAAAGGCUACGAGCACGCUUCAAGCCAUCCCGACACCGACGCAUAUGGCCUUGGUAGAGCUUCAGAAUCAAGGAGUUCUGAAGUAUCUUGUUAGUCAGAAUUGCGAUGGCUUGCAUCGAAGGAGUGGCAUCCUGCGGGAUCGCAUUUCGGAACUUCACGGUAACAGCAACCGGGAAUGCUGCAAAGACUGUGGCAAAGAGUACAUACGAGACUUCCGUGCUGUCGCCAGCUAUGAAAAAUCAGUGCAUGACCAUCGGACAGGUCGCAAGUGCAUUGCGUGCGGAGGGAACCUCCUUGACACCAUCGUCAACUUUGGAGAAUUCUUACCAGAGGAACCGCUCAAGCUUGCUCGAAGUCAUGCCAAGAAGGCUGAUCUUUGCAUUGCACUCGGGUCAUCCCUCAGCGUUCCUCCAGCGAGCGGCAUCCCCGAGACAUGCGGAAAGAGUCGAAAAAGCAAGCUUAUCAUCUGCAACCUACAAGAGACUUUCAUGGAAGGCAUUGCCGAUAUGCAUAUUUGGGCUGAGUCGGAUGUUUUGAUGACAAGAGUGAUGAAUAGGCUUGGAUACACCAUCCCAAGUUUCACCUUGAAGCGCCGGCUUGUGCUCAAGAUUGAGCGGGAUGCACACGCUCGUCAGGUUAUUGUAUUGACUUGCGUCGACGACGACGGUACUCCAGUCACAUAUCUCCAUUCUGUCAAGCUUGAGGACAGCAGACGUAUAGUAAGGUCUGAGCCCUUUUCAUUCGUCUUCCGAGAAGGUCUUAGUACUGGAGCCGAAGUCAAGUUUGCACUUGAGUUCAUGGGACAUUACAAUGAACCCAAUGUCGUUAUUGACUACAGUGUUCCUGAGGAAGAGGGCGCAGAGACGGUGUACGAUCUUUCAUAUGACCCAGGUACGGGGGAAUGGGUGAUCAUGCGAUGACAAGCGCAUUUUACGCUUGCUCCUUCACGAGCUCAUUAGCGCUACAUCUAAGCAUAACUUGGACUGCAAUUAAAACUUUGGUGGUUUUUGCAACCAACAAUCAACAACCAACAGCAUGUAACAUCAAGACGGUCGCUAGACCAGGAUGUGGCCCCUGCAUUUUGCCUGCAACCGACUUGGCAUAUCCACAAUGCAUUCAAACGACCUCGGGCCAUUUAUUCACGACUUUCAUUUAAGGGAUAGCUUUCCACCGC